Molecule: messenger RNA, 1635 nt
Organism: Lactuca sativa (garden lettuce)
Lineage: Eukaryota; Viridiplantae; Streptophyta; Magnoliopsida; Asterales; Asteraceae
Source: RefSeq, a predicted model, not a curated record
AAACCAAAGUUUACGACAAAUUCAAACUCAUCGGUGUACACUCAGAUCAUUGUAGCGUCUUCCAUCGGCAUAAUCAUCGCUGCCAGCAUGCAUUUUGGGUUCAAGAGGAGACAAGGUCGGAUCAUCCCUCGGAUACAAGUUUCAGACACUGGCCAGCCAUUAAAGCUCGAGCAUUUUUCUCAGUAUGUAGCGAGACAAAUAGGGUUCUCGGAUAGAAGAGAGUGCCCAAACCUGUUCAGGUUUGCAGCUGAAUAUAUCAUGAAAGCAGAAGGAUGUGAGGAAGAGAUGUAUUUGUUCUUUGCUGGUGAACAAGAUGCAGAUUCGCUGUUCAUAAAGCUGGUGGAGGAGUUUGAGAGGUGCAUUCUCAGUUACUUUGCUUUUCAUUGGAGCAAUGCUCAUUUCAUGAUCAGUCAGGUAUUGGCUGGUUCCGAUAAUCAAGAACCAAAAAAGAAGCUCAAGGACAUAGUCAUGCAAGCUACCAGGGAACAGAGAUUUGAGAGGGUGACGAAGAACCUGAAAGUAGCGCGGGUGUUUACAACAUUGGUGGAGGAAAUGAAGGCAAUAGGGCUUGUAUCUGCUGAUGAUUCACAGUGUACUGAUGUUAUGGUUCCCAUGGCCCACAAAGAUAGAAGCCCUGUCCUCCUCUUCAUGGGUGGUGGCAUGGGAGCCGGAAAGAGCACAGUUCUUAAAGACAUUCUCAAAGAACCAUUUUGGGCAGGAGCAUCCGCAAAUGCAGUUGUAAUAGAGGCGGAUGCCUUCAAAGAGUCUGAUGUGAUUUACAGAGCUCUCAGCUCCAGAGGGCAUCAUGACAUGCUUCAAACAGCUGAACUCGUGCAUCAGUCGUCAACGGAUGCAGCAUCAUCCCUGCUUGUAACAGCACUAAAUGAAGGGAGAGACGUGAUCAUGGAUGGAACACUGUCAUGGGUUCCGUUUGUUGUGCAGACGAUAACAAUGGCAAGAAAUGUCCACAGAAAAAGGUAUCGAAUGGGGGCUGGAUACAAGGUGAAUGCUGAUGGAAGCGUUACAGAAAACUACUGGGAACAGCUUGAACAAGAGACUGAACCUGUAGAUGGAAAGAGAAGAAGACCAUACAGGAUAGAACUUGUUGGCGUUAUCUGUGAUGCUUAUUUAGCUGUCAUUAGAGGCAUCAGGAGAGCAAUCAUGUGUAGAAGGGCUGUGAGGGUGAGGUCACAGUUAACAUCACACAAGAGAUUUGCCACUGCAUUUAAGACAUAUUGUAACAUAGUAGACAAUGCCAGGCUAUAUCUAACCAAUGAUCUCGAUGGACCACCAAAGUUGAUAGGAUGGAAAGAAAAAGAGAAGACAUUGUUGGUGGAUCCUGAUGAGAUAGCAUACUUAAGGAUGUUAGAAAGGUUGAACGAGAAAGCAAACUCCAUAUAUGAACUUUACCGGAACCCCAACCCUAUCCAUGAAACUGGCUCCGUGUGGCAUGACAUUGUCAUGUCACCUUCAAGAAAGACUAUUCAAAAAGAGUUGAAGUAUUUUAUUCAGAAAGUUGAGAGGUUCGAGCAGAUGAUGAGGCAGAUGAGGAGGGUGGCAGUGAUGGUGGCGGAGGCGGUAUUGGUGGUGGUGGUGGCGGCAAUGGUGGCUAGUGAUGGCAAUGGUUGCGGGUAG